CCGGAUGUACGUCUUUCGUACAUGUACAGUUCAGAGAGCAUGGUGGAAGGUUUGAGGAGGCACAAUGGCACGUAGUGUACUUCAUUGUUUUAAGAGGAUAAACUUGCCUGGUCUUAAUGCUUAUAACGAGCUUUUUGUUAACAGUCUACAGAUUCAGGCACGUGGUUAUGCUAGUAAGAAACCAGUUGCCAAAGGCAAAGGUAAAGGAAUGGUGAAGGAAGUUUUCAAGGGUCCAGAAGUUUGUAAGGAUCCAGUGAAACUUUGCACACAUGCAGUUGGAGUCAACAUAUUAAAGCAAGGCGAGGACCCUCUUAUUAAACCCAAAGAGGAAUAUCCAGAAUGGUUGUUUCAGUUGGACCUCGGUCCACCCAAAAAACUCAACGAGCUGGAACCAGACAGUUGGGAAUACUGGAAGCUUUUAAGGAAAGAACACAUUUGGAGACAUAAUAAACUGCAUAAAGGCAAAAAGAUGUAGAGUGUUUGGUCAAACUCAUGCGUCUUUGAAAGCAAGACCUCGGUGAACCUUUGCUUUCCCAGCAUUCACAGCGGACAUUACCUGAGGCACGGA
Molecule: messenger RNA, 568 nt
Organism: Labeo rohita (rohu)
Lineage: Eukaryota; Metazoa; Chordata; Actinopteri; Cypriniformes; Cyprinidae
Gene: mrpl54
Product: mitochondrial ribosomal protein L54
Exons: 3
Coding region: 65-475 (136 amino acids)
Cellular component (GO): mitochondrial large ribosomal subunit
Molecular function (GO): structural constituent of ribosome
Source: RefSeq, a predicted model, not a curated record